GAUGGAUAUGCCGCAAAUCGCUCUUGAAAGAAAAAUAAAAAUGGUUCAUUGAAAUAUGCGGGUAUACGCUCGGGACCAAGGGCGUGUUUCUAACACAUCGUUGUUAAACUUUGGAAUACGUAAACGUUGCUCCAACCAGUUAAAAAUAAUUAUUAUUUUCAUCAAAUUCAUCAUCAGGAUUUAUUCAAUUGGAGAUUGGAGAGGUAAAACAGUGGCAGAUUUUCGGUGAUUGUGCGCGGGUGGCUAUUAGAAAUUUUCGGGAAAUUUUUUUUUUCUCCAUUUCACAAAUCGUUCAUAAAAGUGCUAUUAUCCGAACCUCUUCCCCAACUGCCGCUUUUCUCGUCUUCACACUGGUAUAGAAUUGAAGAGAAAUAAUUGUUUAAACUCCAAUAAAGCACAGCUUAUCGUGAUUAUGGAGAAGUGAAUCUUCAUCUUCCUUACCUGUUCAUCUGAUAACAACUUAUCAAGGCAAUCAUUGGGGAUACAGACUGCUACAGACGAUAGAACAGAACAGAAUGGAGCAUGACGAUAACUUUGACAUAGCUGAGGAAGUCACUCGAGGUCUUGCCAUGAGAUCAAACGAAUCCAUGUAUGUCACUCACAACAACUUUGAUGGAUCAAGUGCCAUGGUUGGCAGCUACUCUUACAACGGAUACGUGACAAACGGUUCUUAUUUCAAUUACCUGGCUCAGCCGGUGGUCGACGAUACGUAUGCAUCGUCGAUAAUAUCGCCAAAUUCUGCUCAGGGCGACCAUCCGUCAUCGUACACCUCAUCGACCAGGAAACGGAGCAUGGUCGGGCGGAAGCCGCCGAAGGGUCCGGACGGCAUACGGCGAUACAGCAGUCGGCGGGCGACGUUCGAGCGACGCGACCGCAUUAAUUCGCGAGAGCGCGACCGCAUGCAUCAACUGUGUGACGCAUUCGAGAGGCUUCGUCAGGUGCUACCAUUCAAGCGAUGGAAACAUGGACCCCAUCGUCAAAGGCUUAGUAAGAUCAGCACUUUAGUUCUGGCACAAAAUUAUAUUCGAGCCUUGGAGGUGAUGCUACAAGAAAGUCCGGAUGACACACCGACCUCAAGUACAGCAGAUUUAGAAGCUAAUGGGUUUAUAAUGCCUCAAAGUAACAAUCAAAAUCAAUCCAAUGUCAGUGAAAGUACAUAUUUUCAUGUCAGCCAAACUGGGCAGCUUGAAAAUAAUUUUACCACUCUUCAUCCAUCAUUCAAUACCGAGCAAAUUAACACAAGUUAUCAAUCCGAGUAUUUCAAAACAGAGUCUACAACUCAAUGUCAAUAUUAGUUAGCAAAAGAGACACGAUUGAAAGGGUCAAGAACUGAAAUGUAAAUGUUUUCCCUCCAUGUCUUAUUUGCUUAUUAAUUUAUUUUGGGAAAGUAAGCCUGACCAGAUGUGCCUUUUAGUCACUUCAGUUCAAAGAGUAAGGAAAUAUUCAUGAUAAAAGCAAAAUAUCAUGGAUAAGAGUUAAGAACAAUGUUUUACAAACAUCGUUUCGGUGAUACAAUGCUACAUAUUAUGUUUGUACACUCUUUAUCAUCUACUGAACGUAUCAUCCCAUUUAGAUUAUUGUAAUGCUUUACUUGCUGGUUUACCUCAAUCUAGUAUAGCCCCCCUUCAAACAAUUCAAAAUACUGCAGCUAGAUUGGUAACCCUCACGAAGAAAUUUGAACAUAUUACCCCUAUUCUCUACCCCCUCCAUUGGCUUCAGGUUCAUAAUAUAAUUAUUUUCAAGCUCCUUCUCCUUGUCUAUAAAAUCAUCCAUGGUCUCGCCCCAUCCUACCUUCAAAAUCUUAUCUCUCUCUGUCCCUCAUCCUCUGCAACUCAACGUCUCCGAUCUUCUUUUACUGCUCACCUUCGACUAUCUCUAGGACCCCGCACUUUUACCCGUUAUGGAGAUCGUGCCUUUUCUGCUCUUGCCCCUAAACUCUGGAACAAUCUCCCCAUCUCCAUCCGUAAUGCAUCCACUGUCGAAUCUUUCAAAACACUCCUCAAAUCUUACCUCAUUAAGCAGUCCUCUUAACUCCAUUUCCUGUUCUCUCUCACUGUAUUUUGCUGCUUCUUUUUUCUCUUUCCAAUGUGCUUAGAAACUGUUGUAUUAAGCGCUAUAUAAAUGUUAAUUAUUAUUAUUUUUAUUCAUUCUAGACCGCUGUAAUUUAAAUAUAAGCCAUUUCUGAAAAUCGCACCAACUUAUUUCGAAAUAAAUUGCAUGCAAAGAGCUAAUGGUUAUAAUUAUUUAAGGCUUCGUGAUCAAGGCAAUGUAAUUCUCAGCAAUGGUAAUAUGAGAAUAACAAUGCAAUAUAUUCAAUUGUGCAACACUGGGCCCUGGGAACGAUUUUUCACAGAGGGUGCUGGCUUAAAUUUGACAAGCCCCCCCCCCAAAAAAAAGGCC
Messenger RNA from Lytechinus variegatus (green sea urchin), 2400 nucleotides. Its product is annotated as neurogenic differentiation factor 6-like. Gene Ontology annotation, molecular function: protein dimerization activity. Bases 516 to 1295 code for a protein of 259 amino acids. Lineage: Eukaryota; Metazoa; Echinodermata; Echinoidea; Temnopleuroida; Toxopneustidae. The record is from RefSeq and is a predicted model, not a curated record. The transcript has 2 exons.